CCUUUCCUCAUCUCGACACGCUGCUUGCCCAUCCCUCAACCCUCCAGAUUAUCGCGUCUCGUAUCGCGAUAUCUACCUGUCUCUCCUUGGGCUAUUGAACUCGACGUACUCGAUCGAGAUAUACCGUUUUCCGCCCUUUCACCCCGAGUUUCGCGGAUUCGGGGACACCAGGUCGCAGGCGCCCUCGUGGCAAGGGCUGCCAAAGGCCUCAGCCGGCCAGCUGCUUGCAAGCGCUUUCAUCGUCGCUCGAGCACGCUUGAUUGUUAACGCUCUAGUAUCGCUUGAUUUUGCUUUGUGCGACUCGGAUCCUUCGUUUCGUUGAUCGCUAAACCGCCUUCGUUUCCUCGAGUAUCACAUCUACAUCCGACGACCGAUCGCCACCAUGUCGAACGUUUACUUUCCCUACUCCAAGGCGCCUUUGCGCACCAUCAAGGAGAUCCAGUUUGGUCUCUUCUCUCCAGAGGAGAUCAAAAGGAUGAGCGUGGUGCACGUUGAGUAUCCUGAGACGAUGGACGAACAACGGAUGCGGCCUCGGACAAAGGGUUUGAACGAUCCUCGCUUGGGUACCAUUGACCGGCAAUGGAACUGCGAGACCUGCGAGGAGGGUCAAAAGGAGUGUCCUGGGCACUUCGGACACAUCGAACUGGCGACGCCAGUCUUCCACAUCGGCUUCUUGACCAAAGUCAAGAAACUCCUCGAGACUGUCUGCCACAACUGUGGCAAGAUCAAAGCCGAUACGUCCGACUCCAAAUUCUUAGAAGCCCUACGCAUGAGAGACCCCAAGCGACGUUUCGACCAUAUAUGGAGACUGUCCAAGGAUGUGUUGAUCUGUGAAGCAGACCCUCCGCCGGACGAGGACGAGCCGUUUUCGAAAGAGAGCUCCAAGCCUCUCCGGAGGCAUGGUGGUUGCGGUAACGCCCAGCCCACGAUUCGUAAAGAGGGUAUCACUUUGGUUGGAACAUGGAAGCCCAACAAGAGCAUGAUGGAUGAGGAUGAGAUGCAGCAGCCGGAAAAGAAAGUCAUCACUCCUCAGAUGGCCCUGAAUGUCUUUCGCAACAUUUCUCACGAAGAUGUUCGCAUCAUGGGCUUGAGUAAUGACUAUGCUCGUCCUGAAUGGAUGAUCAUCACUGUUCUGCCUGUUCCCCCUCCUCCUGUCCGUCCCAGUGUUCUCGUCGGUGGCAGCACCAGCGGCCAGCGCGGUGAGGAUGAUCUGACUUACAAGUUGGCUGAGAUUAUCCGAGCGAACCAGAAUGUCCAGCGAUGCGAACAGGAAGGCGCUCCUGAACACGUCGUACGCGAGUUUGAGUCGCUUUUGCAGUACCACGUUGCCACCUACAUGGACAACGAUAUCGCUGGUCAGCCGAAGGCCAUGCAGAAGUCGAACCGACCGGUCAAGGCUAUCCGAAGCCGUCUGAAGGGUAAGGAGGGUCGUCUUAGACAGAACUUGAUGGGCAAGCGUGUCGAUUUCUCCGCUCGUACUGUCAUUACUGGUGAUCCGAACCUGUCUCUUGACGAGGUCGGUGUUCCGAGAAGUAUUGCUCGGACUCUGACCUACCCCGAAGUUGUCACUCCGUACAACAUCGAGAAGCUGCAGCAGCUUGUUGCUAAUGGCCCGAACGAACAUCCUGGAGCGAGGUAUAUCGUGCGGGACAAUGGGGAGCGUAUUGACUUACGCCAUGCCCGAAGAGCUGGAGGUCAACAACUGCUGUAUGGCUGGAAAGUCGAGCGGCAUCUUAUGGACGGCGAUAUCAUUCUGUUCAAUCGUCAACCUUCCCUUCACAAGGAGUCUAUGAUGGGUCAUCGUGUCCGUGUUAUGCCGUAUUCGACUUUCCGACUGAACCUGUCUGUCACCACCCCUUACAACGCUGAUUUCGACGGUGACGAGAUGAACUUGCACGUUCCUCAGAGCGAGGAGUCUCGCGCAGAGUUGAAGCAGCUCGCCUUGGUCCCUUUGAAUAUCGUGUCUCCCCAGCGUAACGGUCCGCUUAUGGGUAUCGUGCAAGAUACUCUCUGCGGUCAUGAACAUUAUGUUGUGGAUUCCAGACUGGGAUGGAGUUAUCCCCCACCAGCCAUCUUGAAGCCGAGACCUAGGUGGACUGGAAAGCAGAUGAUAAGCAUGGCUCUUCCAUCUGGGCUCAAUUUGUUGCGUGUGGAGAAAGAUAACUCUAGUCUGGCGGAGAAGUUCUCGCCUUUGACGGACGGUGGUCUGCUUAUCCACGGCGGACAGUUGAUGUAUGGAAUGUUCUCCAAGAAGACUGUUGGUGCUAGCGGUGGUGGGGUCAUUCACACAAUCUUCAAUGAGUAUGGGCCGGAUACCGCAGUGGCUUUCUUCAACGGUGCACAAACCAUUGUCAACUACUGGCUGCUGCACAAUGGUUUCAGUAUAGGUAUUGGUGACACCAUUCCCGAUGCGAUCACGAUUCAGCGAAUCGAGAAUUGUGUGCGAGAGAGGAAGAAGGAAGUCGAGGCUAUCACAGCAAGCGCGACGGAGAAUACCCUGGAGCCCCUGCCUGGUAUGAACGUUCGAGAGACCUUUGAGAGCAAGGUUUCGCGUGCGCUCAACAAUGCCCGUGACGAAGCUGGUAGUGAGACUGAGAAGAGUUUGAAGGAUCUCAACAAUGCCAUCCAGAUGGCCCGGUCUGGAUCUAAGGGUUCGACGAUCAAUAUCUCUCAGAUGACUGCUGUUGUGGGUCAGCAGUCCGUCGAAGGCAAGCGUAUUCCUUUCGGAUUCAAAUAUCGUACUCUCCCCCAUUUUACCAAGGAUGACUACUCUCCGGAAUCUCGCGGAUUUGUGGAAAACUCUUAUCUGCGUGGUCUAACCCCAACUGAAUUCUUCUUCCAUGCUAUGGCCGGUCGAGAAGGUCUGAUCGAUACUGCUGUCAAGACUGCCGAAACUGGUUAUAUUCAGCGAAAGCUGGUUAAGGCCUUGGAAGAGGUCAUGGUUAAGUAUGAUGGUACUGUCAGAAACUCUCUGGGCGAUGUGAUACAAUUCAUCUACGGAGAAGACGGACUUGAUGGUGCCCACAUCGAAAACCAGCGGGUCGACAUUAUCAGAUGCUCUGAUGAGAAGUUCAGAGAGCGAUUCCGUGUGGAUCUCAUGGAUCCCGAGAGGAGCCUGGGACCUGAAGUCUUGGAACAGGCCAAUGAAAUUGCUGGCGAUGUUGAAGUCCAGAGAUAUCUCGAUGAGGAAUGGGAGCAAUUGCUCAAAGAUCGGGCAUUCCUUCGCUCUGUCGCGAAAGAAGAUGAUGAGAUGAUGCAGCUUCCCAUCAACGUGCAGAGAAUUCUUGAGACCGCCAGGAGCACAUUCCGGAUACGCGAAGGGGCCAUCAGCGAUUUACAUCCUGCUGAAGUCAUCCCUCAAGUCCGCUCUCUACUCGAUCGUCUGUUAGUUGUGCGCGGCGACGAUCCGAUCUCGCGCGAGGCGCAGGAGAAUGCCACACUGUUGUUCAAGGCACAGCUUCGCAGUCGCCUUGCUUUCCGCAGACUUGUCACCGAGUACUCGAUGAACAAGCUUGCCUUCCAGCAUGUCAUCGGUGCUAUUGAGAGCAGAUUUGCUAAGGCUGGCGCUAACCCAGGUGAAAUGGUUGGUGUGCUUGCCGCUCAGUCUAUUGGCGAGCCCGCCACACAGAUGACCUUGAACACGUUCCACUUUGCUGGUGUCUCGUCGAAGAACGUCACCCUCGGUGUUCCUCGUCUCAAGGAAAUUCUCAACGUUGCUACAAACAUCAAGACGCCAUCUAUGACUGUUUACCAGUUGCCCCACAAAUGCCACGAUAAGGAAUCUGCUAAACAGUUGCGAAGCGUUGUUGAGCAUACCAGCCUGAGAUCCGUUACAGAAGCCACUGAGAUAUACUACGACCCGGACAUCCAGACCACGGUCAUUGAAAAUGAUAGGGAUAUGGUCGAGUCCUACUUCAUCAUUCCGGAGGAUGUCACAGACGCCUCUUCUCGACAGUCCAAGUGGUUGCUUCGUAUCAUUCUCAGUCGGCCAAAGCUCCUGGAUAAGGGCCUUACAGUGCAGGAUGUUGCUGCCAAGAUUAAGCAGGCUUAUCCCAAGGAUAUCGCGGUUAUUUUCAGUGAUAACAACGCCGAUGAGCAGGUCAUCCGUAUCCGUCAAAUCCAGGAUUACAAGGAAGACGAGGAUGAUGAGGACAUUGAAUACGAUGUCACUCUCAAGAAAUUGGAGCAGCAUCUUCUGGAUACUCUCACUCUCCGUGGUGUUCAAGGAGUGGAACGGGCUUUUAUUAACGAGAAGAGCAAAGUCCGUGUUCUUGAGGAUGGCAGCCUGUUUGCGAGCAAGACUGAUCCUCUCUGCAAGGAGUGGGUUCUUGAAACUAGUGGUUCUUCCCUUGGUGAGGUCCUGGCUGUCCCUGGAGUUGACGCUACGCGUACGUACUCGAACCAGUUUAUCGAGGUCUUUGAAGUCUUCGGUAUUGAAGCUGCCCGUACGGCUGUGCUUCGGGAAUUGACCCAAGUGCUUGCCUUCGACGGUUCCUAUGUCAACCACCGUCAUCUGGCGCUUCUGGUCGACGUCAUGACGGUGCGAGGUUAUCUGACACCGGUCACUCGCCACGGUAUCAAUCGUGCUGACAAUGGUGCCCUGAUGCGGUGUUCGUUCGAAGAAACGGUGGAGAUCCUGCUGGAAGCUGCAGCCUUCGGAGAACUCGACGACUGCCGCGGUGUGUCAGAGAAUCUGAUCCUGGGACAGAUGGCGCCCGCUGGUACAGGAGAGUUUGACCUCUUCCUUGACCAAAACCUCCUCAAUACUGUUGUGUCGAACAAUGCACGGUUCGGUGUUAUGGGAACCAUUGGGGCCAAGGAUGCAAUUAUUUCCGACGGAAAGUGCAUACAUCGGUACCCCGAUCCGGAUUCUUCAUUCUCGCCUAUUGGCCAGGCGGGCGCCGAGUCUCCUGGCGGCUUCACCGAGUACCAACCUACGGGUGGCUUUGGAGGUGGUUUCAGCCCCGCUGCUACAAGCCCGGCAGGCUAUUCACCCAGCAGCCCGUUCAGCGCCAAUCCCACGUCUCCUGGGUACUCCCCAACUUCAAGCUAUUCACCUACGUCUCCUGGCAUGGGCAUCACCAGUCCUCGUUUCAUGACGUCCCCUGGCUUCUCUCCUGCCAGUCCAUCGUUCGCUCCAACCUCGCCCGCAUAUUCACCGACGUCGCCGGCGUAUGGACAGGCAUCCCCGACGUCUCCGUCCUACUCUCCCACAUCGCCAGGGUUUUCACCAACAUCGCCCAACUACAGCCCUACGUCCCCCAGCUUCAGCCCGGCUUCUCCUGCGUUCAGCCCUACGUCGCCUAGCUACAGCCCGACCAGUCCUGCUAUUGGUGGCGCCGGUCGACACCUAUCUCCUACUUCACCUACAUCUCCCAAGUACACGCCUACAUCUCCUGGCUGGUCUCCUACGAGCCCGCAGACGUACUCACCUACGUCGCCUAACUUUGCUGGAUCGCCGACGUCUCCGGGAGGCCCCACCUCCCCUGGAUACAGUCCUACGUCCCCGGCCUUCAGCCCUUCGUCUCCUCGCCAGUGAGAUUAGCAAGUGCUUCGGCUACUUCUUUAUGGUUUCCGUUCUAUUCCUGUACCAUCAUCCAUUCUAUCGAACAAUCCAUAAAAUGAACACAUUUUGCAUCUGAUGCCGCGGACUUGGUUGGUUAUUUCAUCCUCAAUAUGGGCGCCAGCAGCCUUUCACAAAUGUAUGCCUUUUUUUGACGUUUCAGCCUGAUUGUUUUUCCUUUUCAAUAAUUUGAGCCACCCUGCUGAAAUUGUGAUACAUUCUUCUGGGCUGGCGAUGCAUGUUGUUCUCAUUCAUUGCACUCCCACUUCCCUUCGGACCUUCGAAAUACCACGAUGGCUUUCGAACUGAAUGGUUAGUGGAUGGGCGAGUGCUUUGGUCCCUCAAGAACGCUGUUAAUGAUUGUAUUACUGCCACUGCUUGUUCUUUUCAUGUACACAGCCUAGCUAAAACGGAUUGAAGAAGGAAUGGAUAAAUAAAGGGAAUAUUAUUCUUAGAAGGGAA
Molecule: messenger RNA, 6025 nt
Organism: Aspergillus novofumigatus IBT 16806
Lineage: Eukaryota; Fungi; Ascomycota; Eurotiomycetes; Eurotiales; Aspergillaceae
Product: DNA-directed RNA polymerase II core subunit RPO21
Exons: 7
Coding region: 383-5539 (1718 amino acids)
Biological process (GO): transcription by RNA polymerase II
Cellular component (GO): RNA polymerase II, core complex
Molecular function (GO): DNA binding
Source: RefSeq, a predicted model, not a curated record